This is a messenger RNA of Juglans regia (Persian walnut), 1527 nucleotides long. Its product is annotated as transcription factor MYB102-like. The coding region runs from base 116 to 1435 and encodes 439 amino acids. The record is from RefSeq and is a predicted model, not a curated record. NCBI's taxonomy places the organism in Eukaryota, Viridiplantae, Streptophyta, Magnoliopsida, Fagales, Juglandaceae. The transcript has 3 exons.
CCCGCCGGAAAAAGAUAGACAAUAUGUCUUCGAAGAGAGAGAGAGAGAGAGAGAGAGAGGACACGUCGCCAUAGUGAUAAAUCGCGGACGGCACCGAAUCCUUUUGACUUCUCUCAUGGUUUCUUACACCCUUUUGUUAUUUAUACAAGUACGUCUCCAUACGGACCCUACAUCAUUUGCUCUCUCUGUUUCCAUUUUAGCUCGAAACCUCUCCCUCUUUAACAUCUCUGUUUCUCGUUUCAACCAAGCUAAACAAUAUUGCCUCAAAGAAGGCUUAAUAUACACUCAACUUCUAGAAGACAGAAGCAUAGCUCUAGUUGAUUACUUUUCAGCCAUGGGUAGAGCACCUUGUUGUGACAAAAGCGGCCUCAAGAAAGGGCCCUGGACGCCGGAGGAAGACCAGAAACUCAUGGAUUAUAUUCAGAAACAUGGGUAUGGAAAUUGGAGAACGUUACCGAAGAAUGCCGGACUUCAAAGGUGCGGAAAGAGCUGCCGUCUUCGAUGGACUAACUAUCUGAGACCUGAUAUUAAGAGAGGCAGGUUUUCUUUUGAAGAGGAGGAGACAAUUAUUCAGCUGCAUAGUAUAUUGGGCAACAAGUGGUCUUCCAUUGCAGCUCGGUUGCCUGGAAGGACAGACAACGAAAUCAAGAACUACUGGAACACACACAUUAGAAAGAGGCUCCUACGAAUGGGAAUUGAUCCAGUGACUCACAGUCCACGUCUCGAUCUUCUCGACCUUUCCUCAAUUCUGAGUUCCUCGCUUUACAAUCCAUCUCAGAUGAACGUGUCAAGGCUUCUUGGGGUCCAAACCUUAGUGAAUCCAGAACUUUUAAGGCUAGCCACAUCUUUUAUGUCAUCCGGCCACCAUGAAAACCCAAACUUGCUUCUUCAAAAUCUUCAAGAAAACCAGCUUUGCAAUCCCCAAAUAGAAAACCAAAUUUCACAGAUUGUCCAAGUACCCGAAGAACUUCAUGCGCCUAUUCAAGAAAUUCCAUGUUGCACUACAGUGAGUAACCCAUGUGUUUCAUUUCCUAGUGAAACACAAAUCAUGGAGCCCAAUGUAGAGCAGUUCCCAUCAAAUUUUACCCACUUCAGCUCCUCGAACUCUCAACCAACUGAGUGGCAAAGCAAUGGGAUGCCUUUAGAUUUUACUGAAGACUAUGUUUCUAUACCAAGUUAUUACAAUUAUGGGUCUGAUUGUCAAACUAUGAUGGAUCCUUCCUCUGAAUCAUCAACUUUCCAGUACUCCAACAACAGCAACCAGAAUUUCAGCUUCGCGUCAGUUUUCUCGACUCCUUCAUCGAGCCCAAAACCAUUGAACUCGAAUUCAACAUACGUCAAUGGCAACAGUACUGAAGAUGAGAGGGAGAGCUAUUGCAGCAACAUGUUGAAAUUUGAAAUCCCAGAUAUCUUGGAUGUUAAUGAUUUUGUGUAAUAUUGUCAAAAACAGAUUGGAAAAGCCUUCUACAUUUUCUGGGAUGUGAAUUUGAUGGAAUCAAUGCGAUACGUGAAAACGUUUCCCAAUAA